UAAUUUGUUUAAAUUGGCGUUUAUUUGGGAAACGAAUCAGAUGUAGGUAUAAGAUUUGUCUACAUGUUUUAUAAGUAUCCAUGUCCUGUCUGUCUGCAUGUUCUUUAGCAUAAGGAAAAUUCAUGUUGUGCCUGUUGUUGAAGUUAAAAUCUGUUUAUCCAUUCCCUUGGACUCUGGAAAGUUAUUUAUAGGUUUUUGUAGAUCCCAAACCACAUUAGGCGGGGUAGAUCCCAAACCACAUUAGGCGGCGUAGAUCCCAAACCACAUCAGGCGGGGUCGAUGGAAAAAGAUGGAAAAGAUUUCUUGUUUUUGUCAUAAUUGAACAAUUUGGCAGCAAAGUGCGUGCGGCAUGUAAUCUGGCUCGUGUGUCUGGGCUAACCACAGUCAGACAAUUGGCCCGGCACACGAACAUGGCUAAUGAAUGGACAGUUGCACUGCAGUGUGGACAGUACAUUGUGGAUGUUGAUGGCAUUGGGUUGUCCGGGGCAACCGGCUCGCUCGAUGGCGGCCAAUACAAAUUGAGCAGUUAAUUACACACUCAACGGACAGUGGUCAGUGCUGAUAGAAGCGCUGAGGCAAAUGCUGCACAAAAAAUCGAUAAAGCUGCGGCCCAGGCGACAAGGAAAAAUGCAUGUCCAUCAUAUACCACUUGAGUGCCGCUGAAGUAAUCAAGAAAUCAAGCCUGGCAUUUACUCUCAUUAAUGCAACAAAGUGGCGUCCUGUUUCCACUCUUGCAUGGGACUGGUGCGCACUGCAGUUGGCGCUGCUGGGGACAGACAGCCGCCAGAGGAGACUACAGCCUCGGUGAACCAUUGUCCGACCUAUCGACAGAUUGCUGGUGCCACAACUGGAGCCGGUUCGGCGCCGGCCAAGCGUGUUCCCAUACUGUUCUCAACCAAUCGCGGACUUUAUUUGCGUCUUUCGCAAUCUGUUGUCGAUCAGGUGGAGGUGCUGACACUGCAACCACGGGGCCAGAACUACAACAUCAGUUUCUGUGAUCUGGAACGUUGGAGCACUAAUCGGGCUAAUGUUGUGAGUCUGGAGGAUACGUUCACCAUCAUGCAUCAGAGGAAUAUGUCACCGGAGGUGCAUUUGUAUCAGCCGCGGCUAUGGAACAAUCACGUCAGCUACAGCUUGAUGCAUUGA
Molecule: messenger RNA, 1146 nt
Organism: Drosophila obscura
Lineage: Eukaryota; Metazoa; Arthropoda; Insecta; Diptera; Drosophilidae
Exons: 2
Coding region: 736-1146 (136 amino acids)
Source: RefSeq, a predicted model, not a curated record